UCCCUCCUUUUAUUUCUCCCCAUUUGUUUUUCUCACGUCAUAUUUAUUUUUCUCCUUGUUCCUCACAUCUACCACCAGUUUUAGAUCAUUGUUUUAUCUCUACCCUCAAAACCACUGUGCACACAGCGUAUGCUGCUGUUCUGUUUUCCAGAAUAGAUGAGAAUGACUUGACUUCUUUUGGGGCUGUUUUUCUUCACAAAGUCUGGAUGGGGCUGAGUGAUUCCAAAUGGAGUCCAACCUCCAUCAAAGCACUGAAGAUAGAAGCAGAGAAUCUCAAUAUUUUUUUUUCUUCAGUUAUUCCAUUUAAUUUGAAAGAAAUUACACUGUUUCUGCCACAGACAGCACAAUCAUCUCUGCCAUGCCUGGAGCCCUUCUCAUGUAGUCAUUCUGUAUUCUCACCAAAAAGAAGCCUCAUUAUUAAGUUAUUAUUCACCCCCACACCACUCACUCUGCUGCAGACCCCUUGCCAUGUCAGCCAUCAUCCCAAGGCAGAGAGCUCCCCAAAUCCUUUCUCAUCCUCUCUUCCACAUGAUGUCCUUUUUAAGCUUCCCUUCCGUGCAUGACGAGAGAAGCGGGAACCUGCAGAUAGAUUUUGUGCCUUCCUUUGCCAGGGGAUCGUCUCACCCAUGCCGUGCUGCUGGCUGGCCACUGGGCACAGCAAUCACUGCUGGCGAGGUCUCUGCUAUGCCACAUCUGUGCUGCCUGGGUGCUUUUGCUCAGCUCUCAGCAGAGCCAGGCAUUGUGCUUUGCAGAGAGAGGUGCAGGAAAUAGGUUGGUGCACCAACCUUAAAAGAGCAAAUGAGAGCAGUAGUUAACAGAUGGGUAAAUCUGACUGGGUUUGCAAAGCUUUAUUUGUGAUGAUAACAACGAAUGAGAUGACUGAAAACAUGAGAGAGAAGAUCCAGGAGUCAGAACAGGUUUGGCUCAGAAAGUCAGUAUAGUGUCAAACCGGUCAGUUGAAAUGGUAGUUACAGAGUAGAUCAUCCUCGAGGAGUGCAUUUUGUCAUCUUUUUGUACAGCUGAUUUCCUACUAUCAGGAAACCUUAUACAAGUUAACAUUUUCUGUUAGUCAUCAUAUACAAUCAGUUCUCAAGCUAGAAUAAGUACCUGCAGCAGAAUGUCAGAGUUCAGCCAGGAGCUGCUAUGCACAAGCACCAAAACAGUCCUCAAACUUUAUUGUUGAAUUUAAUUAUAGUUUUAUUCAAUUAUGGGUCGCAUACCUGCUAGUGUCCUGUAAAACAGCAUUGUUUUUAAUUUAAGUGUAUUUUAUCUCUACUUAUUUUUCGUCCAUGUUUUCCUCUCUGUCACUUUUCCUGCAUCGUAUGGAUCCUGUGCUUCAUCUGUGGCAGCAGUCACACAGUGCAGUAUGUACUUGCAAGGGAAAUUGUUGCCUGUGACCUCAGUGUGUUCCCUGAAACCUGCUCAUCCCCAGCCCGCUUCUAAGGGCUGGACUCAGAGCCUGGGAGAUGCCUCCUGCUAAAAACCACAAAGAGACAAAAUCCAAUAGUGACUGCCAGAGUAGUGUCUCCUUCCUGACCGGUGUGACUCCUGUCAGGCUUUUUGCUCGAACAGAGGCUCCAGCACACUUGUGCCUGCCUUCCUCAGAUUAGAAACUUUCAGUUAACAUCUCAAUUAGUUAGAAGCCUCUGCCCUGCCCCAGAACUGCAGCGCAGCCACUGAGGCAGCGCUUUCCAUCAGCAAGGUCCAUGAGUGCAAGAAGGGAUGAAGCCACAGGAGGAGACAGAGAACGGCUGUAGGUCCCUGAGGCUGAAGCAGCCAGGAAGACCCCAGCAAAGGUUAAUGGUUAUGCAGAUGUGAUUAAUGGUGUCUGCAAAGUCUUACAAAGCUCCACAGGGCAUCCAGACCUGGUGAGAUUUCGGUGGGGCACAGAGCUUUCAGAUUGCCCUGGACUGUAGCAGCCAAGAGCCAUGGAGGUUUGCAGGAUGGAAUUAUGGACCUCAUGGAUCUUCUCGUUACAGGCCAAAGGAAUGUGGAUUUUUCAAGCUUCACUGUGAAAAUCAAAACACUUGAGAAAAAGUGAUAAAGCGAGAGGCCAAUCUUUACAUCAUAUAGGUCACCCUUCACUUGGAGCUCAUUUGCCUUGCAAAUACCGUAUUGUUACUUGCUGCGUCCCUCCCUGCUCACUUAAAUGACUAACUCCACCCCGAAAAAGAAGAACUUUUGCUGACCUGCUGGAGGAGAGGCAGAUCCUGACACCAUGGGGCCUGUCAGCUACUCAUCAGAGACCUAUGACUUGAGCCAGGUGGAGCUGAGCGGUUACUUCGAGGCUGAGAACACCACUCCUUCUUUGGAAGGCUACUUUUGCUUCAAUCCGGCCUCAUCUGUGGUUGGCAACCAGACAGACCCCUUCAGGAAGGUCUUCAUACCGCUCGCCUAUCUGCUUAUGUUCGUGUUGGGAACUGUGGGCAACGCCCUGGUCCUGGUCAUUUUGGAGAGGUUCAAACGGUCUCGAACAACCACUGAAAACUUCCUCUUCCACCUCACCCUGGCCAACCUGGCACUGCUGCUCACCUUCCCGUUCAGCGUGGUUGAAAGCCUGGCUGGGUGGGUAUUUGGGACUUUCCUCUGCAAGGUCCUCAGUGCCGUCCACAAGAUCAAUUUCUACUGCAGUAGCAUGCUGCUGGGCUGCAUCGCGGUGGACCGCUACCUGGCCAUCGUGUACGCGAUCCACACCUACCGCAAGCGCAGAGCUCGCUCCAUCCACCUCACCUGCACGGCCAUCUGGCUCUCCUCCCUGCUCCUGACCUUACCCGACCUCAUCUUCAUGGAAGUCUGGACAGAUGAGAGCAACCGCAGCAUCUGCUAUUUUCCAGAGGCUGGGAUUCACGGCAACAACGUGUGGCUGGCAACUCGCUUCCUGUACCACAGCGUGGGUUUCUUCCUGCCCCUGCUGGUCAUGUGUUACUGCUACAUGGCCAUCGUCCGCACUCUGUGUCACUCCCAACGCCUGCAAAGGCAGAAGGCUGUCCGCAUAGCCAUCCUGGUCACCGGCGUGUUCCUGCUCUGCUGGAGCCCGUACCACAUCGUCAUCUUUCUGAACACCCUUACCAAGCUAGAAGCCUUCACCAAGAACUGCCUGCUAGAAGAUCAGCUGGACACUGCCAUCAUGGUGACAGAGGCCAUCGGCUUCACGCACUGCUGCCUCAACCCCAUCAUUUAUGCCUUUAUAGGGGUCAAGUUCCGCAAUGAUUUCUUCCGUAUCCUGCACGAGCUGGGCUGCAUAAGCCAGGAGACCCUACAAGAGAUCCUAGAGGUGACAAGGAAGGGCUGCGGAAUCGAGUCUGACAACACCACCUCCAUCUCCACUUUCUAACUCAGAAAGGUUGCUGCAGGACAGAAAUGGCCUGCCCAGUAGCAUAUGUGCUGUGUCCCACUCCUAAGUUUCACAAGUGUCCCCACCACUCUCUUCAUUCCUCGGGAAACCAAGGUCUGAUAGCCACCUAACACCCAAAUCCCACCGCCUCGCUUCUGUGGUUCCUUCUGGUUCACAUACAUACCAAAAUCUGUCUGGCAGCUGUUGGCAAAUGCCGACUGUCCGAUUGUCACUCUGGCAGGGAUGGAGGAAACAAGCAGGUUGAACCUGUUGUUACCACAUCUCCAUCACCAAACUGACUGCAGGAGUCCUGUGCACAGAGCCAGAUGCAAGGCUGAGUCACAGGGCGGGGGGAGGGGGGUGGGAGGCACAGCCAAAUGGAAGUGGAGCUGUUUCAGUGAGUGAGGGCUGAGGAAAGGACAAAGCAGGUUCCCAUCUCACCUGCUCACGUCACUGAAGACAUGCCCAAAGGAAGCAAUGGGGGACAAUUGCCGUGGUAGCUAGAGCAAGAGAUGCAGGUAAGAACAUCAGGGUAGCCAGAGCUCAUCCCAGUGACAAAGGCCACGCGGUCUGUGGAUGGAAUAUUGCUCCUCCUGCUGCAUGACGUCCUGCCAUCCCAUCACAGCACAUUGCUUUUCCCAGCACAGCUCACCCCAGGAGGCCUUGGACUCGGGUUUGACUGCUGCAGAUUCCUGUCCUGACAUCAGCCACAUCCUUCCCCGUUCACUUGAUUUGUUCACAGCUACAGCGAGCGACUUGCUGAAGCAAAUGCCUGAGUAUACAAAAGCUGUCUUUUAAAGAAGAUGACUGUCUGAACAGAUGGCUCAGUCUUGUGACUGAGCACGGAGAAAAUGAACCACACAUCUUUGUGAGGCUGAAGGUGUAACCUUUUAUUUUUUUUUUCCCCCCUUUUCCUUUUGCAGCUCACUGUACAUCGCUUUGUGCAUUCUGCCCCACAGUAUGGUAAAACAUAGAAGAAGACCUAAUUUGCAUCAUUUCAGUUUGUUUUCAGUGGGCUGAGAGGCAGCACUGCGUUUUGCUUAGAACUGUGCUUUCAGAUAUCCUUGCUCCACCUGCACACACAGGGCCUUUGGAGAUGGGGUGCAUCCAAUAUCCAGGUUCACAUAGAACAAUCCUGAGUGCUGAUCUUGCCCUGCACCAUGGGCAUCCAGCAGCAUCAGGGCUCCUCAAUCACAAGCUGGUUCAAAACAAGAGUGGUAGCUUUGUACCAUCGUUAAUGAUGGCACUGUGAGCUGGCACGCAGGGCAGCCCCAACAGACUUGUGCAGCUUGCUGCUUCCUACUAAGCCUUGUCAGAGUAACGUGUCAGCAGGUACACAGUGUUGCUUCCUUACGUUUUUCUCAUUAGCCAAGCAUUGCUUUGGCCUCCACUUAAUGACAGUCACACACACACCGUCAUACGAGAAUGACCCCAACCCCUGGAACACGGUAAGAUCUGCUGUUCUACUCACCUCACUGCUUAUGCUUAGCUGGCACAAUACCAGUUUUGCCACCGCAGGAGGGAUUUUUGUGUCUAAAUCACCAUAUCCUCACCAUAUCCAGAGUCACUCUGCAGACAUCAGUCAUCACAGAGUGGGUCACGUCAGACUGUCCCAGCUCAGGCAGAGGUUUUGAAUGAGCUGCUUGCAGAUUCUGACAUGGCAAGGAAACUCCUGAAAUGUGAGGCAUUCACAGCAUGAACAAUCCUCCAGGGCGCAGCCCAGCCCUGCAGAGCAUCUCCUGCAGCAGCACGCUGCUUCCUACUCCCCGUGAGGCCCAGGGGACGUCACAGGGGUGUUUUAGCAGAGCACCCUGCCCCACACGGGGCCGUGGGGCCGUGAAGGCAGCAGAGCGUGCACAAAGCGCGAGCCAGUGAAUGCAUGAAUGAACGUGUGCCUGGGAGUGCUGCAGAACCGGGGCUCCCCACACGCCCUCGUGCAGCUCGCUGUGACUCACGCAGGGUUUCAUUUUCCUUAUCAAGAAGAGGACCUGCGUCCUCACCCCGAUCCCCCAGCGCUUGCAGCUGGGCCCCGCUCCGUCACCCACCGCUGCCCAGGAGGGGUGGCUGGGAGCAGGUGUGCUCAAACAGCGCUGGGACAGGAUCUGCAGCAGCAGGGAACGCAGGGAAAUGAGGCUGUUUCUCACUGACAGCAGUUGAAGAAGAACUGCUUCAAGCCACAGAGGCGAGAGCAGCCAUGUCCGACCCACAGCCCCGCAUCACGGUGGCAGCUCUGCCCCACGCUGCUCCGCUGUGGGCUGAGACCAGGCCGUGGGGCUGUGGCAGCACAGACGUUUGUGAGCGACCACGUUCAGGGAUGAGGCACAGAAAGAAGAGUAAUAUUUCAUCGAAAAUCUCUGACCAGCACUGUGAGACCACUGCCACCAAACCACAGUGAUGCCUCAGCCUCACAGCACGGUCACAGAUCCCACCAGUUCGAUGGCUUUGUUGCUCUUUUUACCAUUUUAAUAAAAACAUUAAAGAUUAAAAUAAGUUUUGUUACUUACAUGCAUUGACUACAUCCUGUAUUUUACAAGGGCUGUUCUGAAAGUAAUGCCUCCUGUUUUAUGAUGUCAGCCCACCACAUCAG
Molecule: messenger RNA, 5921 nt
Organism: Phasianus colchicus (ring-necked pheasant)
Lineage: Eukaryota; Metazoa; Chordata; Aves; Galliformes; Phasianidae
Gene: CXCR5
Product: C-X-C motif chemokine receptor 5
Biological process (GO): B cell activation; G protein-coupled receptor signaling pathway; calcium-mediated signaling
Cellular component (GO): membrane; external side of plasma membrane
Molecular function (GO): C-X-C chemokine receptor activity; C-C chemokine receptor activity; C-C chemokine binding
Source: RefSeq, a predicted model, not a curated record